This is a messenger RNA of Symphalangus syndactylus (siamang), 1173 nucleotides long. It is a transcript of the gene C6H11orf42, whose product is annotated as chromosome 6 C11orf42 homolog. NCBI's taxonomy places the organism in Eukaryota, Metazoa, Chordata, Mammalia, Primates, Hylobatidae. The record is from RefSeq and is a predicted model, not a curated record.
CCUCAGGUCUCACCUCCCUGGGCCGCCUGGGGUUCCUGUAGCAGCCACUUCCCCGCCCAAUCCCUCCCACACCCCACCAUGUUGGUGGGUACUCCCAACCUGCUGACACUGGAUGAAGCUGAUACCACCUGGACCCUCAUCAAGGAUAAGGUCAUCGAGGAGCACUUUGGGCCCAAUGCAGUACCAGUACCUUUCCUGUCAGAUGCAGUCUGCUAUGAUCUACUGGGUGUGCUGGUAAAACAGUCCCGCCCAGCCCAUACCCGCCUGGCUUUGCCAGGUCGGCAGGGCCGGAGGGCACUGAAACCAGUGGGGCCACUACCAAGCCUCCUGGAGCAGGCAGGAUCUGAGGGUGCCUUCGCCCACUGCACUCGGGAAUACUCACCAAAUGGCCGAGAAGAGAUAGCCUAUGAAGAGAUGCGAAUGUUGGAUGGACAGCCCUGCAAGAUCCGCCUACAUAUGGGUGGCCUGCGCAAGAAGGUUGCCUUCCUGUUGCUGCCACCAGGGCAGGUGAGCCUACAGCAGACUCUUCCCUGGCUCCGAAGCAGCCACAGCAUCUAUGUCAUCUACCAGGUCUUCUCUUGUUCCUGGCUGCAGCUGGGGCUGAUGCCUACAGCCUGUGAGCCCCAGCUCCUCCGGCUACUUCGGUCAUUACCUGUUGCCUUCUCCUGCCUCAAGUUUUCACUGCAGUCUAAGGGCAUGCUGGGACCACAGAAGCCUCUGACUAAAGACCCAUUGCCCCAUGGGGCCAACUGGGUGAGAUCCAACCUCAGCAUCAUGCCACCUCUGGCCCCCACAUCAGCACCUGCUGAUACAACUGAAGCUGCUGAUGUGCCCCAACCUGUCCCAGCCCCACCUACGCCACCUCCCCAGGAAGGGCCAGAGGGCAAACCCACCAGAUUCUCCUACAAGGGCCGAAACCCCUUCUGGAGGGGGCCCCACAUACUGUCAGAGAACUGGCUCUUCAGCCCCUGCAGCCCUCCACCAGGAGCCCACGGUGGGGGCCCCAGGGACCCCAACGGGCACUCCAUGUCCCUGCCCCUGCUGCAGGGUCUAUCCUCGGAGUUCGACAGCGACAACUGAAGCUGAAGCAAAAGAUUCCGGGGGCAAAGCCCCCAAGAUCUGGCAUAGGGGUACUGGUCUCUAAUAAACUUCAGCUGCUGCUCCCCCAAACCA